UGUGAAACGUAAAGGAGAAGAGGUUCCCUUGGGAACUGUAUCACAGUACCGUUUGGUAGAAGAGAUUCUCACCAUGAAGAACAAACAGUUUCUGAGUUCCUGAAUUCAAAGGGCUUGUUCCCACAUGUCAGUAUGUGUUGGGUUCAUUAAAGUCACCUGGAUUUGGUCUCCCAAAAGUUACAUACUUAAUACUACUGCUGUCAUGUGCAAUGUCUAUCUAUCUAUCUAUCUAUCUAUCUAUCUAUCUAUCUAUCUAUCUAUCUAUCUAUCUAUCUAUCUAUCUAUCUAUCUAUCUAUCUAUCUAUCUAUCUAUCUAUCUAUCUGUCUAUCUAUCUAUCUAUCUAUCUAUCUAUCUAUCUAUCUAUCUAUCUAUCUAUCUAUCUAUCUAUCUAUUUACCAUGUUGUCAACCAUCGCCUCACAAUGUCAGAGACAGGUCGCCGAGUGCAGCCUAAUGUAUCUCGCUCUACAGUCUCCCCCAUCAUCCAAACCUUUUGCAGGGAAAACAGAUCCGCGAUGCAGUCCUACAGGACAGUGCCAUAUUCCAAAAUGUCAACUCCAUCAGCAUCUCCACAAUAGACCGGGUACUGAAGAAGCAUCAGAUGACCAUGAAGCAGAUUUACAGGGUACAUUUGAGAGGAACUCUGACAGAGAGAGAGAGCUGCGGUACCAGUAUGUGCAUAGAAUAAUGGCAUUAGAAGGGAAUGAAACACCUCACAUCCUGGUGUUUGUCGAUGAGGCUGGUUUCAACCUGGCCAAGGGCUGCAGACAUGGCCGUAACAUCAUUGGCCAGUGGGCCACGGUGGAUGUCCCAGGCCAGCAAGGGGGCAAUUUAACAAUGUGUGCUGCCAUAUCUGAGAAUGAUCUGGUCCCAGAAAACGAGAGAGGUCUCGAAGGGCCUGACCUUCCACAGUAUGUGAUCGUGUUGGACAAUGUGAAUUUCCACCUUGGCCCGCUCAUCAGGGCCUGGUUCACUACCCAUCCAAGGACGCUCAUGGAGCUACUACCACCAUACUCUCCUUUCCUCAAUCCGACUGAGGAGUUUUUUUCCGCUUGGAGGUGGAGAGUGUAUGAACAUCGGGCUGAAGACCAGAGGUCCGUGCUCCAUGCAAUGGAUGCUGCGUGCGAGGACAUCAUAGGGGAUCAGUGUAGGGGAUGGUUGAGACAUUCACACCGUUUCUUCCCUCGCUGCAUCGCAAGGGAAAAUAUCCCCUGCGAUGUGGACUAAAAUCUAUGGCCAGAGAGAGAAUAGCGCGUGGAUGGCCUGGAGGAUGAGGAUGGUGGCCAGGAGAGGGUGAUGACAGUGACCAGUGAAAGUGUUACUGUAGUUGUGAAAUUGUAUUUACAGCACUGUAGGCUAGAUAUAAUUUUUCUUGUUUUUUGUUUGUGUUUAUAUUUUGUACAUGUACAGAAUACUGUAUACAUUUUCUUUUUAUGUACUCUAAUGUAUGGAAGUUAAUUUAAGUGUGUGAAUAAAAAUGGU
Molecule: messenger RNA, 1481 nt
Organism: Brienomyrus brachyistius
Lineage: Eukaryota; Metazoa; Chordata; Actinopteri; Osteoglossiformes; Mormyridae
Exons: 4
Coding region: 210-1226 (338 amino acids)
Molecular function (GO): nucleic acid binding
Source: RefSeq, a predicted model, not a curated record